ACAUUCUUCCACUGGAGAGAACGUCACAUGCAGGGUUUGUGUUCAUUCUUAAAUCCUCAAACCUGGAAUUCUAUCGUAGAACACUAGUUAAAUGGAUUUCUUUAGGGACUUGAAACAGUUCAAAAUCCUAAAAAUCUCAAAAUAGAGUCUACUUAUUGCCUAUUAUUGCACAGCGUUUCUAAAAUACCAGUUCUAAAAUAGUCUGUCGUGUUUAAUUGAAGCAGACAAAGAAAAACGCAAUUUCCGUCGAGUAAACCUCUUACAAAAUCCGGUCUGAAAAUAAAGCUCUCCAAAAUUCCUUUGCACUCCACGCUCAACACACGAUCUUCGUGUGUUUGGAUUUAUUUGUGAACAUGAUAGAAUAGUGAGACAAACUGGUUGAACAAGUUAAUAAUGAUAUUUUAACGGGAAGCUUUCUCACCCGUAGGUGAUCUACAGAAAGGUCCCGAUCCAAGUUUAUGUAACUAGUGCAGUCGUAAGCCAAACAUUUCUUUUAGCAGUUCAGUUGAAUCAGGUUUCCCACAGACAUUUGACACUGAUAAAGCCAAAACUUGCUCCAUAGCUUAUUGGUUUGUUUGAGUAAGGAAACGCAAAACAAACACAACAAAGAUACAAAUGAUUUUUUUAUAGAUUGGCCUUUAUCGAAGAGAUUGGGGUGGAAAUUAAGAUGCCUAUGAGAUGUAAGAUUGACUUUUUUUUGUUAUUUAAGUCAGGAGUUUCAUCAGUUAAAGUUUGGAGUUAACAAUUUUUGUGAACCUCUGUUUAGUUCACUCCAAGCAUUGUGACCAGCAUUAGCAUGUCAAAACAUUUUUGCAAUGUAGUAAAAUCGAAAGAUAAAUAUUUAAAAAAAUGGUUUUCAAACAAAAAUAAGGAAAAAUUCAUGCAUGCCAUGCUUAAGGGCAAAUGCAAAACAUUCGCAGAAUUUUCUCGUUUCACAAGUCUGGAAUAAAAUCUUCAUAUGCCUAAAAAACGCGGAGAAUUUAGUGUAAGCAAAUAACUAUAAAGAAAGCACACACAACAAAAGCUCUAUUGACGGCAGUAGAACGCUUAGCGGUUGUCUAAUCGCGCUGGCAUGGUGCUGGCAUGGCAUCAAAACAACCAAACAUGCCAUGGAAUAUCUGCUAGACUUGAAGGUGCUUUCAUGUGUGAUUUUUUUUCUCCUGGCUCUGUGCAAUGCCACCGUCAGUUAAUUACUUGAGGUCCUUGGCAUCAAUCGACACUUAACUUUUAUCCAACUACGAUCUAAACUGGUUGAAAGACUACAAAUGGUCUGCUAUCGACACCAUAGAACACGUGUUAGCUACGACGAGGUAGUUUUGAAACUCACUCUUGACAAAAUCGGAAAAAAAAAUUGGUAGAAUCGUAGAUGAAACGCGUAGGAGCAAACAAGAAAAUCUUCUGGGGCCCUGACUCGUUCUACUCUCAAGAAAUAGCACAAAAUUGAAAACAACGUUGUGGGUCACGGGUGCGUUUUUUAUCUCACAAAACCUGCCAAACAUAUAACCUGCUAAAAGUACAACUAACUUGCUAACGUUCGCUGACAUUCCCACAACCAAUAAGAGCUGGCCUUUGUUGUCUGAGCCAGUCAAGAGCACGCCAUGUGAGCAAACAAUCUGUGCCCUUUUUGACCAGAAAAAAAACAGUGACAUACGUCAUCUCGUAAAAAUUUGGCAACUUUACAGACUUGCAUAACGAACCCAGUGUGAAAAUAAAUCAGUAAAUAACUGAUUUCAUGGGGUGAAUGAUACAUAACAUAUUGCGCCAGUGGACCACCUAUAAAGAUGUGAAAAUAACAGAACUAGAGAAGGACAAAUUAUUACAACUGUUCACUUGAAACAUUCGGACUUCACAGAAUAUAGUAUGAAAUGGCAAAAUAUCUCAAACCCUGUCGCGCCCAGGCGUCUGAGAUUGAAAUUCGUAAACAGCAAAAAUAGACUGGAAUUUCAGCACGUAGUAGUACAGGAAACGGUCGAAUUUUGACCUUGCACAAAUACGCGCAUGUUUUCACAAUAAAGAAAACUGCGAUGACAAUCUUUUUUUCACUCCUAAGAUUGAAAUGUCCGUUAUAUUUAUAGAUUACCGUUCACUUAUUUUAAUGCUAGUUUUGAGUAAUAUGUAAGAAGCUGAUGUUUAUGUUCUUAAUUUCUCAUCAUCGGUCUGUUUGACAAUAUACUGAUGCUGUAAGGAGAAAAUAUAUUUUAACACUCUUGUAAGGCAGUCCGAUAGAUCGCCAACCUCGCUACUUUUUCUGUUUUUGUUCCAGACAAGAUGGCAGGCACUGGCAUUGCCAUGAUGAUCGUCUCCAUAGCAACCAAGAUAUACACCGACACUGGUGGUCCGGGACUCACCAUCUAUAGACCUCACUGUCCCCCCGGAUUUUGCAUACUUGGGGACUACGCACAGGAGGGGGACAUUAAAAAACCAAACCACGGAGUCAUGUUGUGCAUUCUGAUGCAACAAAACUCUACGGUCGUCGCGGAAGCCGAGGGGUUUGCCCAAGUGUGGAGCAGCGAAGGUCCCGGAAGUGGAAACGGAUAUAGCGAUGAUGAAGGACCUGAGACAAGCGAGGGAAGCACUGGGUCGGCUUCCGGUCACAACGACAUCUUGGCAUUUUGGAGACCCAAAGUUCCUAGCGAAGACUACGUUGCAUUGGGUCACGUGGCAACAACCAGUUAUGAGCCGCCGUCCUACGAUAACGUGUGUGUAGUGCACAAAAGCUCAGCCAUACCAGGAAUCCCUGGUCGACGAGUGUGGAUUGAAGAAUCCCGGAUGGCAAGCCUUUGGUCCGUGGCUUCCAGCUAUCACUAUUUGAACUUGGGAAUGUUCUUUAGUAGCGACUCAAAAGCGGCGCCUCGUAUAUCCCAGUUCUGGUCCCUGCUGCCCGAGGUUGUUCCAGCUCCUCAAAACGCUUCGCUGUCGAUCAAAAAGCUCACCAAAGACGACUUGGCGCUUAUCUACAAAGGCCAAGAAUGCAGGACUUCCAAGCUCCUUAGCGUGUACCUCCCUCGAGCCCCUAUCGGUUACGCGCCUCUGGGGCAUUAUGCGGAACGAGGUUUCAGCCGAGCUAGUGAGGCGGCUCCCAUGCUAGUGGUAAAAGAGAUGGGAGGAAAGGGUCUAUUAAGACACCCAGUUAACUACCAGGAGUUGUGGAGGUCACAUGCCAACGACACAGAGGCAGCCAUAUGGCGACCAGUGCCUCCUCCAGGAUACUUCUGUGUCGGACACGUGUUAGGCGUGGGCUCUGAGGCGCCGCCUACAAACGCCAUCGUGUGCCUUCAUUGGAGCGUGAUCGGAAGAGGCUGGCCAUCGCGUAGCAAGAGAGUGUGGUGGAACAAAUGUUCUCACGGGAAAGAUGCGACCAUCUGGCGAGUCAGUGGACUAGACGACUGCCUCAGUGCUGGAACAUUUGUGAUUCAUCGUGGACUCCACAACCCGCACUGGGAAGAACUACUUUUUCACUGCUUUUAUCUUAAUGAAGUAUCAGUCAGAUAAAGUGGCAUCACACGCAACAGAAACGUUUUCAUUUCGGUGAUUUAGUAUUGAUCGUUCAUGAUCGCUGCUUUUCGCGCAUCUCGCAUCGAAGAACUCCCGCGAGACUGCCGUGAGCCUGCAGACAGUCGAGGUUUACUUGUCACGCAAUUGUCAAACUCUAACUUGACACAACGCGUUACUUGUCAUGCAAUACUUUCACUCUAGCGUGACAAACCGCAUAUGUAGUCUGCAAACACGAUCGUUGGAGAGAGAACUGAGACAGUUUUGCUUUAAGUAAAGAACAUUUUGUAUUCACGUUCUAAAUUUUAUAAUUUCUAACAAAGACUGAAGACAUAAAGGUCAGUUUUGCGGCACAGUUUCUGAUCUUUGUAAAGAAGACAUUUCAUGGUAUGUAUUAAAAGGCAGAAAUGUACUUCAGCCAUUAGGUUCAUUACGCAGAAUUAAAAGGAGAACAUGGACGUUUCGCGUUCCUAAAAACUACUUUUUGUUCGUUAAUAAAUUUACUACGCUGACUAGAUCGUAUGUAGUUAAUAAGAAGAUUAACCAAAAUAAUUAGAGAAAGAAAUAAAAGACUGACUUUUCAGUUCAGGUCGA
Orbicella faveolata is the source of this 4086-nucleotide messenger RNA. RefSeq lists its product as uncharacterized. NCBI's taxonomy places the organism in Eukaryota, Metazoa, Cnidaria, Anthozoa, Scleractinia, Merulinidae. The record is from RefSeq and is a predicted model, not a curated record.